This is a messenger RNA of Theobroma umbraticum, 1769 nucleotides long. RefSeq names its product Homeodomain-like superfamily protein. NCBI's taxonomy places the organism in Eukaryota, Viridiplantae, Streptophyta, Magnoliopsida, Malvales, Malvaceae. The record is from RefSeq and is a predicted model, not a curated record. Gene Ontology annotation, molecular function: DNA binding.
UCAAACGCCACAUUUAUACGUUGUUUCAAAGCUUAAAAAAAAAACCUCCCAAAAAUCUUACAUGGUAUCAAAAAACCCGAACCCGGUUGAGGGAUUUUACCUGGAUCCGACUGGAAUGGCGUUGCCCGGCCUGGGACCCUUCACCACGACGGCUACGGCCGCCUCCACGGCGUCAUCUUCUGAGGAUCCGAAUAAGAAAAUCCGAAAGCCUUACACCAUCACCAAGUCCAGAGAGAGCUGGACUGAACCCGAACACGACAAGUUCCUUGAAGCUCUCCAGCUCUUUGACCGUGACUGGAAAAAGAUUGAAGCAUUCGUCGGGUCAAAGACUGUUAUCCAGAUCCGUAGCCAUGCCCAGAAGUACUUUCUAAAGGUUCAGAAGAAUGGAACAAGUGAACACCUACCUCCACCUCGACCUAAAAGGAAAGCAGCUCAUCCAUAUCCUCAGAAAGCCUCAAAAAAUGCUCAACCGCACCAACAAGUAUCAGGAUCUUUUCAGUCAUCAGCGGCUUUACUUGACACUGUAUGUGUUCUAAGAACUGAUCCCUCAUCGAUGCUUAUGAACCCUAAUACUAGUGCUGCUGCUUCUUCCUGGACGAACAAUGCACAGACCAUCAAUUUCUCACAAGCUAAAAAAGGUCCUGGGUUGGCCAAUAACUCUUGUAGUAGCACUGAGAGUACCCCAAAGACACGUCAAAUUGGGGAAAUGACUGAUCAGGGAAAUCAUGGUCAUGCUCUGAGGGUGUUGCCCGACUUUGCACAAGUAUACAGUUUCAUUGGCAGCAUCUUUGAUCCAAAUGUUAGUGGUCACCUGCAGAAACUUAAAAAGAUGGAUCCUAUAGAUGUUGAAACGGUGCUGCUGCUGAUGAGAAACCUCUCCAUCAAUCUGACAAGUCCUGAUUUUGAGGAUCAUAGAAGGUUGCUUUCUUCCUAUGAGAUUGAGACAGAGGCAAUUGAUCACGGUGGUGUGUGUAAAGCUGUUCAUAAUGACCAAUCCAAAAGUAUCACUUAAUACGUGAGGUGAUGAGAUGUGCUUUAAUUUUCAGCUGUGCAUAGUCUCUUUUAUGUCUUAUAUAAAUAGACUCUUUCUUCUUCUUCUUCUGUUUUUUUUUUCUGCUUUGAAGGCAUGCGAGGACAAGGAGCUAGAAUCAAAGAGUACAUGAUGUUCUGUUAGUAGUGUAUAAUGUUGGUAGGACCAUCGGCCGCAAAUUUCAAAAUAAUUUUCCCCGUUCUGCUGUCAUGUAUAUAUAUUGUAAGAGAAGUUAAAAGGAGAAGCGGGGUGUAGAAUGAAAGGAGAAGAGUCAGGAAACGAGUGUACAGCGCAUAUCUUGUUUUUGAGGGGUACCUUGUACAGUACGAUUCUGGGUCUUGUGUAUUCAAGUUUUGACUGCAUAUUUUAUUGUGAUAUAGGCACAGUAUUUGUCAAUGCUGCUUGCUGCUGCUGUUUUCAGGUAUAUAACAAUAUCAGUUUCUCAUUGUUUGUUGCAAUCACGUUCGCCUAUGGACGUCGAUGGCAUGUCUGGUAGCAGAACAUAAAGCUGGUACUUACCUUUUAUAGAGAGAUUUGUUAUGUUACGGGCUCUUCGAUUUCGUUGCGGCUAUUUCCAUGUGAUUUGGUAAGUGUUUGAAGGGCAAAAAGGAUGAACGUCAGGGUGAAAGGAAAAAGGGGAGGGGAAAAUCUUUGAUCUUGCUUGUAAAAUUCAACAUUUGUACUAGUGUGGGAAAUGAAAAUGGAGAGGGAAACUAAUUCAAUUCUGGAACUGUUUCUC